CAGCACGCAGAGUGGAGCAGACGGCAACAGCCUCACAAACACACUCUCCUCUCAGUUACAUGCACAGUCACACAGAUCCCACACGCACACAUCACAACCACUACCACCGCUGUUGCUGCUGCCAUAACUACCACACACACACACACACACACACACACACACACACACACACAUACACACACACACACACACAGACGGCUGCCAGACGCAGUGGGAAGCAAGCCGUCAGUGAGAGAGAGCUUGAGAAGAAAAGAGAGGGAUUGCAGAGAAGAAAAGAGAAGAGAGUUGGAGGAGGCACCUUGUGGAUCAGUAGGGAUUUUCCUCUGUGUGAGUGAGCGUCUGGAUAAGGCUAUCUGCUGCUUCCCUGAGCGUGAGGAGUUUCUACUGAGGCUUUAACCUUUUUUUUUUUGCACAUCAUCCUUUGCCAGGCUCCUGCCAUAUCUACCUAUUUAUCCCCGGAGCUUAACAAAAGAGAGAGGCAGUGAGAGAGAGUGAAGAAAAAAAGGCAGUCACAGCUUCAGCUCCAGACCACCCUCUCUCUCCUCCUUCCUCCUCCUUCCUCCUUCCUCCUUCCUCCUUCCUCCUCCUCCUCUCUCCGAGCUCCACAUCCAUCCGUGAGUUCAUCGCUGAUUUAACUGUCUUGAGGGGAUCGAACGGAGGACAGUGUGUGUUCUCCAGGAUACAGCCAAGCUCCCGGUGGGAUCGGGGGUCUCGUAUGGUGCGAGAACGAGUGAGGGAGGGAGGGAGGAAUAACUAGACGUGGAAUCGGAUACACAGGAAGAGAGAUAGAGACACCAGAGUGACAGACGAGAGUGAGAGACGCCGGGAAGCAAAUUGUGGGGCAUGUUCAGGGCAGAGAAGAGGAAGAAGAGUGAGUCUGGUUUUUAGAGCAAAGAGAGCAAGAAACCUGCAACCGGAUCCCGUCCAUUCCUCCCUUCUCCUCCUCCUCCUCCUCCUCCUCUUCUCCCCUCUUCUUUUAACCUCUCUCUAUCCUGCUUUUCAAUCCCCUCUUUAGUUUCCUGUAUUGCCUCUUUUCUUUUCAUAUCGUCCUUUCCCGAUCCCAAUUUCCUUUUCCUCCUUACGCUCUGGAUUCUCCUCGUCUCUUUUCCAGACCCUCGGGAAGAAUGGUUUUGUGAGCUCCCAGACAAGUAGACAGACUAAAAAAAAAAAAUCCUAAGUACCAUCCAUCCUUCUUCUGUGGUCUGUCACACGAACACUCCAGUAAGAGGAGAGCGUCCUUGUUCUGCAUCCUCCACUCUUGGAAUCAGUCGUCUGAAGGAUCCAGGCCAGCUCCCUUGGAGUGAUACUCACACCUGCGAGCUUCCUCAUCUCCAGCCUGCAGCACCUUCUAUCAGAUUCCAGCUACAUGGGAAAACGUUUGGAGCAGCAGCCAAUGUACCCCCACUACACCUACUACUACCCCCACUAUCUCCAGACCAAGCAGUCCUAUGCUCCUCCCCCUCCGCCCAUGGCUCCGCCCAGCCCUGGCACCACUGGAGGAGGAGGUGGUGGAGGUGGUGGUGGUGGAGGAGGAGGUCAUGGAGGAGGGUUAAUGGAGCAGCUUAGUAAGACCAACCUGUACAUCAGAGGCCUGCCGCCUGCCACAACCGACCAGGACCUCAUCAAACUCUGCCAGCCGUAUGGGAAGAUUGUGUCAACAAAGGCCAUCCUGGAUAAGAACACCAAUCAAUGUAAAGGCUAUGGCUUUGUGGACUUUGACAGCCCUGCAGCAGCACAGAAGGCUGUGGCCUCGCUCAAAGCCAGUGGAGUCCAGGCACAGAUGGCAAAGCAACAGGAGCAGGACCCUACCAACCUCUACAUCUCCAACCUGCCCCUGUCCAUGGAUGAGCAGGAGCUGGAGAACAUGCUGAAACCCUUUGGUCACGUUAUUUCCACACGGAUACUGAGGGACGCCAACGGCCUGAGCAGAGGAGUAGGCUUUGCAAGGAUGGAGUCGACGGAAAAGUGCGAUGUCGUGAUCCAAAAUUUCAACGGAAAAUUCUUGAAAACCCCUCCCGGCAUGACAGCCCCUGCAGAGCCGUUGCUGUGCAAGUUUGCUGACGGAGGCCAGAAGAAGAGGCAGACCCAGGUCAAGUAUCCCCAGAAUGGUCGACCAUGGACACGGGAGGGAGAGAGUGGCAUGGCUUUGUCGUAUGAUCCCUCUGCGAUGCAAAAUGGGUUCUACUCUUCGCCGUACAGCAUCUCCACUAAUCGGAUGAUUGCACAGACGUCAAUCACACCCUUCAUCGCUGCCUCUCCUGUCUCGACGUAUCAGGUCCAGAGUACAUCUUGGAUGCCACAUCAACAGUAUGUUAUGCAACCUACAGGUGCUGUGAUCACCCCGACCGCAGCCAUAGAGCCCAGUUUGUCUCUUCACCCUUCCAGUGUAAUGGCUCCUCUCGCCCAGCAGAUGAACCACCUGUCUCUGGGUACUACAGGCACUUACAUGCCUGCUGCAGCUGCUGCGUCUAUGCAAGGAACCUACAUUCCCCAGUACACUGCAGUGCCUGCCUCUGCCAUCACAGUGGAGGGCGUGGUGGCUGAUGCAUCUCAGCAGACAGCAGCCCCCUCCUCGCAGGACGUCAGUGGGCAGCAGCCUUUAUCAGUGGAGAAUACAGGAGAUCAUGCCACAGCCUACUCCUACCAGCAGUCUAAGUGAGUUCAUGGAUGUCUCUGUUACAUAACGACAUUGGGAGGAAUCGUGCUGCAUUGCCUUCAGAAGGACUGCACUGAGACGCUAAAGACACACAGAGAAUCAAGAUGAAACAGGGACACACACAAAAAACCAGAGGUGACACGGGAACACUGAGGGGAGAACGCUUCAUCUGUGCACAGGCACUAAAUCCAUGACAAAAUGAAGAAAUAAAAAAACAGUUCUCUUUCUUACCUGAUUGAGGCAGGAAAAAAGACGGGGCAAAAAAAAAGAAAUGAUGUUUUUUUUGGACUAAAAGACAAUGAAAUCAAACACAGUCUACAACUUUGAGUUUCUCACUGUGAGACUGGACUUUGCCUCCAAAGGAAGAAUCGAGGACAUAGACUGAAUCUGAACUCAACCAACAAACUGUACAGAAAAAAAAGAACAUUUGAAUGUGCAGGUAGAUUUUCAGACUUUUUUUUUUUUUUUAAAUUAAAAAAAAAAAGGAAGCAAAGGCUAAGAAAAAAAACAGAUUGUCUUCCUUUGGUAUUAAGCUACAUUAUUUUCACUCUUUUUAUUAUUUGAGUAGUUUUUUAGAAUAUCAAUGUUUUUUCUUAAAUCUUUAUUGCCUUAAUUUUUUUUUUUCAAUCUUUGGAAACAAAAAGUUUCCAGAGUGCUGAAUCAAAAAAAAAAAAAAAAAAAAAAAGACUGAGUGGUUGAAUGAUUUGAGAGGUGUCUUGGAGAGAUUUCCAGGAGUCUUAGAGAGAAUAUCUACAAAGCUAUCUGUACAGGAUUAGAAAAAAAAGGUUGUAGUUGUGAUGAUUUUAAAUUAUGUGGUGGGGUGCGGCUAAUGUUAGAUGGUCAGAAAAAAAAAACUUCCUUAAUGCGACUGGUGGGAAGGGUCAAUCCACUGCUUCCUUAAAACAUUCAAUUCAGUUUAAACAUCAGAUAAAAGUUCUGUUUUUCCAUCACAUAUGUACUCUUUAUAGCUUCUUUUUUUUCCUGGUUUGUUUUCGAUUGCAGUCUUUGAGCCUUUAAAGGGUUUUGCUUUGCCUGCUUUGCUUGUCUCACUGCAAAAAAAAAAGAAAAAGAAAAGAAAAAAGGGAACAAGUGUGAGCAGGAUAAAAAUGCUAGGAUUUUUAAAUGUGCAAAAGCAAUAGUUUUAGUCAAACUGUUGACAGUUUCUUGAGUCUUUCUUAACUGUUGAACAAAAGCAGCCUGCAGGGGGCAUAUUUUAUACCAAAGAUGAAGAAACUAGGUAGUGAAGAGAUCUUCCUGACUGUAUGUUGCUUUUUCUUUCAUGUUUUUUUCACCUCUGAAGCUGAGAUUGUUCUUGCUAAUCACACUGUUUUGUGUAUGAGACGAUCGUAUCCGUGGCUGUGAAGAAGCAGCAGAUCUCAAACACAACUUCCUCAACCACAAGAAUGAGACGUGUUUGUGUCAUGAUCAAAUGUGGUGAUGAUUUAUCAUGGGCAAUAACAUCUGUGGAGAGAACCGGCGUCCUGUGGAACGGAGAAAGUGAAGGUGGGAAUAAUCUGGUGACCUUUGUGUUUAUACAGGCUUAAAUUGCAUUCCAAGAGGUGUCAUAUGGUGCGUACUUUAUCCACCCGAAAACAACAUCCUCUUUGGGCAACAUUGACGAUUCACAAAUCCUAAGUGCAGACACAGAGGAGCUUUAAAUCAUUGUGACAGCUUGCCAAAUGCUCUACAUUUGAUUAUUUUCAAGUACGUAUUCUCAGUCCAUACAGCAAACUGUCUAAUGCCGCAGUCUUGCCAAACACAAUACAUUUAAAAUGACAGCAGGGCAAGAAAAUCGCAUUUGUGUGUAUCAAAUCAUUUCAGCUUUUUUGUAUUUUUAAUGGACAAAGAGAGAUAUUUUGUUUUUCUUUUGUGUUGCUUUUUUUGGAAUUAAUGAUGAUGUUUGAGCUGCUAAGUACUUUUGAUUAUUGGGGAUUUAGGUUGUCUUAGGUUGGGUGGGUGUGGAAAAGGUAAUCCUCCAUAAUGACAGUAAUUGACCAUUUAGAGCCAAGGUAAAGACAUGUAAAUGUUAUCCAUAACUUCAAGGCAUAUGAAGCAUCACAGGUUGUAAAAUGUUGCCUCUUUUCAUGUGAAAGGAGAGAAGUAUUUCUGCCUGUGGCUGACCCAAAACAAGCAAAUCCCAGAACUUUAUAUUCAUAUCAGGAUUGAACCUUGAAAGAGAACCUUCGUCUUCAUUUGAGAACUAAAAAAUCAAAUGAAAAACUCUUGUGAUUUAAAAUAGUCUAAAACAUGCCCUGGAGGAAACACUGCAAACGCCCCACCUGCCCGACCACAAAUGAAAGGAAGCUACGGAUGGUAAGAACAUGGUUCAACCAAAAUCAACCAGAAACAAACCUCUAUGGGAAAAUAAAUUAUUGAGAGAAGAGAGAAAGUAAAGAUGGCGAGAACAUAAGUAAUAUUUAUGAGAUCUUUUUUUGUACAGGUGUGUAAAAGAAGAUGCGACAGAAAUAACUUUGAUGAUGCUAUUUUUUUAUUUGCUUGGUCACAUGCCACCCAUGUCUUUCAAAUUGUGAUUCUGAGAGUGUCUGUAGAACCAGUGGAUAUUGCUGUAGUUUCAAAUGUCUUUUUUUUUCUUUUAGUUUCUUUUUAGACAAACCUUUCAAUAAAAAAAUGUUUAAAACA
Labrus mixtus (cuckoo wrasse) is the source of this 5296-nucleotide messenger RNA. RefSeq names its product RNA-binding motif, single-stranded-interacting protein 3-like. Gene Ontology annotation, cellular component: nucleus; cytosol; ribonucleoprotein complex. The coding region runs from base 1367 to 2659 and encodes 430 amino acids. Gene Ontology annotation, molecular function: poly(A) binding; poly(U) RNA binding; mRNA 3'-UTR binding. NCBI's taxonomy places the organism in Eukaryota, Metazoa, Chordata, Actinopteri, Labriformes, Labridae. The record is from RefSeq and is a predicted model, not a curated record. The transcript is spliced from 14 exons.